UUCUACCUUAUCCUCAUGCAUCCUCCAGUCGCCUGCUCCGAGGUUACCAACCCAGAAUGCAGCAAGAGCCUCUGCAGCUGCUACAACUGGUAGAAGUGGGUUAGGCAGAUGGUUGCUCAACAAUGACCCAUCAAGGACUAUAGUUGUAGAAGGGAGAGGGGAGACAGGUAUCAUAUUUCCUGCCUGAGAUGUCUACUGAAUGGCAGCAAUUGCAGUGAAUCCAGCUCACUGUCUCAACAGCCACUCACCUGCCCUGUCUCCUCCCCUGUCUCAUAACUGGACCAGCAGUUAAACAGCUGUAUAGCCUCGUCUCCCUGUCUCAUUUUCCCCGGAGCUCCAUCAGCAAAGAGUAGCAACAGCAACUGGAGAAGCGGCAGCCAGACAUAGGCAGGGCUGGUUCUUGCAGCCGUGCAGAUCGCCUCCUCCUCAACACACACACACACACAGACAGACACACACACACACACACACACACACACACUGCACAGACUUCCAAUAUCACAGCGUCUUGACAUAAGGACUAAGACGAGAGAAGAGCGUUAGUCACGGACAACAGUUCUUUAACACAUUAUUGAAACUACAAACAUCCGUAGCAGUUUCAUGUGGACGGAUUGCAUGUUUUGAAAGCCUGAGGUAUUUUAUCAUGAAACAUGCCAUGUGGAACUUCUGAAGCAUAGAGCUCUGCGCAACACCUGAAGAAAGAAUCCCUUACCUGGUAUGUGACAGAGCUUCUCACCACCACCAUGACAAACCAGGAAAAAUGGGCCCACCUCAGCCCUUCAGAGUUUUCCCAACUUCAGAAAUAUGCUGAGUAUUCUACAAAGAAAUUAAAGGAUGUUCUUGAAGAAUUCCAUGGUAAUGGUGUGCUUGCAAAGUAUAAUCCUGAAGGGAAACAAGACAUUCUUAACCAAACAAUAGAUUUUGAAGGUUUCAAACUAUUCAUGAAGACAUUCCUGGAAGCUGAGCUUCCUGAUGAUUUCACUGCACAUCUUUUCAUGUCAUUUAGCAACAAGUUUCCUCAUUCUAGUCCAAUGGUAAAAAGUAAGCCUGCUCUUCUAUCAGGCGGUCUGAGAAUGAAUAAAGGUGCCAUCACCCCUCCCCGGACUUCUCCUGCAAAUACAUGUUCCCCAGAAGUAAUCCACCUGAAGGACAUUGUCUGUUACCUGUCUCUGCUUGAAAGAGGAAGACCUGAGGAUAAACUUGAGUGUAUGUGGUUUUUCAUUUUGUUUACUUAUCAUGGUUGGGGGCAGGAGAAAGGACUGGAAAUUGAUUAACUUAAAAUUGCGCUAGUACGGUUGUAUAAUUUUUGUCAAAUAAAGCAACCCUGCUUAAUAGUAAAAAUUUCCUCCUACUGAGAAUCAGACAAUUAAAAGAUAGUAAGAUCUUUUUAUUUCAGGUUCUUAUUUAUCAAGUUCCAUUUAUUACUGAUUAUUUCUUGAUUAUGUUUAUCAUAUGACUAUAAAAACUCUUCCUCGGUUCUUUAGAGUUAAGAAGAUGCUGUUAGAAAGUAUCUUUUGAGUUGUUUUCAUAAAGUAUUUAUUUAUAGUAUGUGAAGAAUCAUUCCUAUUAGUGAGCAAGAAAAUUGCCUAUAAACAUGCAACCUGCACCAUUUCCCCAGUGGAAAUCUCUCUCCCUUGCAGUCUUCAGCACUAACUCUCUUAUUAGCAGAGACAUGAUUUCUCAAAUGCUAAACCUGAGAAUGACAUUUAUAGUAUUUGAUUCUGGAUAUUAUAAAUAAUUAAACAAUAGCUUUGUUUCUUUUGGGAUAUGGUAGGUAGAGAAUUUCUAUUUGGUUGAAAGAAAAUAAUUACUCUCUUUAAUAAAGCAGUGACUGAGCCCUCUCUGGUGGCAAACUGUACUCACUGCAAUACAAGAAAAUGUUUUUCAAGCAUUUACUCUAAAUCUGAUCAUUUGCUUGUCUAUUCUGUCUCUGAAGCCCUUUCUAAAUAUAGUUCUGGCAACUUACUCAAUAAUCUGAUAAAUUUGAGUAUAUAGGAUAUGUUAAAAAUAAUUAAAAAUUCUUGCUACUAGAAUGAUAGUGAUAAUAAAUCCAAACUUUAAUAUUUCUAAAGCAAAUAUAAAUUGUCAUGAUGUCUCAGAAUUAUUAUUAGGAGGCAUUUUUACUAAAAUUUAAUAGUAACUUUUUGAUAAUAUUUCUUCUACCACUAAAGGAUUUACUGUAAUGUGAUUAUUUAAGAGUCACACCUGCUUAGGUUAUAAAUAAACCAUAUGAAUAUCAUUCUUUAAAUAUAUAUUUAUUAUUCAUAAAGGUUGAAUAUUUGCAUUUCAGGAUUUAUUUUGUAUUCCUAAGAACUUACAGGAAUCUGUCUCAUUCCAAAGUAAAUAUUACUGUUCAGUGAAUUUCUAUUGAAGUGAUAGCCAGAGAGAAAGUUUGCUCAGGUGUUAUCAGGAGCACAUUGGGGUGAUUAUAAACAUAUAAAGACAAACAUUUUUUCCACAUCUGAAAAUGAAUAAAGGCACCAUCCAUCCUCCCUAAGAUGGUAUUUGGUCUUGCAGUUUAACCAUUUCUAGGUCUACUGGAAGUAUAUUUCUUUUAAGAAGAAGGCUUUUGAGUUUUCAGUUUGCAUUGUUGAACCCGCAUAGACUUUGUCUACAGUUGCAGAUAGAAUGUUAACUCACCACAUUAUUCAAAAACACAGGAGGAAUCUCAUCCAAUUGACCUGCCAUUCACUUUUCUUAAGUGCUAUCAAUCAACCCCCUUUUCUCUGUUUUUUUUUUUGUUUGUUUGUUUUGUUUUUUUGAGUUUCCCAGCUUUUUUCCAAGCUUCCACUAGAUGCAUUGCAUUUCCGUUUCCUUAACCAUUUCUUCAGGCUCUUCUUAUAGGCAGUCUUGUUAUUGCCCAGCAUUAUCGCUACAAUUUUCACCAAAGUCUUCAAAGUACAUGAUGCUAUAGGCCUCUUUUCUAUUGUCCUCUAAUCUGUGGAUUCUUACUGACUAUACAUCAGCUUCAUCCAAAGUUUGGUUUUCUUUCUUUUUCUUUUCUAAUGCCAAUGCCUGGCCCUUUACCAUGUCAAUUAAAUAACAAUCCAUCUUCCUCAUCUACUUUCUUAACAAUACUAUAUAUUUUUAUCUUUCUAAAAUUGCAUAUGUGAAAAUUGCUAACAUGUAUUCUUAUACAGUCAUAGAUUUUUAAAAACAAAUUCUCAGUAGGACCUCAAAAAUGUGUAUUGGUGGUUACUUUAAUAUAUACUUACUCCAAAAGGGUUAUAACUUAUUAAAUGCAGUAUAGAGCAGAAGAAUGAAAAGAAGAAAAAGCAGUUAUCAUUUGCACAAAAAUAGGUGUGAACAAGCACUUAAAAUUAAGUUUUGCAGGUCAAUGUUGAAUUUGGCUCUUAGUUCCAGGUGGUUAAGCAUAAAGAAAUAUACACAUUGAUUUAGGUUAGAAGUUCUCAAACUUUAUCACACAUCAGAAUCAACUGCAGGACUGGUAUAUCUGAUUCAGCUGGCCUGGGAUGGGACCUGAAAAUGUGCAUUUCUAACAAGUUUCCAGGUUAUGCUGAUGCCAUUGUUCCAGGGACCACAUUUUGAGAAGCAAUUUGUAGCUUAUGCAAUUUCAUCUGUCCAGUAAAAACACAGAGACACAAAGAAUCCACCUGAAAUGACAGUUGUUUUUCUUGGAAUUGAUGAAUAGUGGCAGUAUUUGUUAGGUGAUUUUACCUGGGUUAUUAAAUGGAAACAUUACACUGUUGUCAGUGUUUACAUAUGUAGUACCUUUUUUCCCCAAAAUAAAGUUUUUAAAAUCUA
Messenger RNA from Cebus imitator (Panamanian white-faced capuchin), 3765 nucleotides. RefSeq names its product diacylglycerol kinase beta-like. The record is from RefSeq and is a predicted model, not a curated record. The coding region runs from base 744 to 1274 and encodes 176 amino acids. NCBI's taxonomy places the organism in Eukaryota, Metazoa, Chordata, Mammalia, Primates, Cebidae. The transcript has 6 exons.